CGUAGUAUUUCGAAUCUGUCUUGAUUGGUGGUAUGCGAUCUUUUUAUUCAUCUGCAUCUGCUCGAGUUGGUACUGCUACAUCGUUCGCACAAUCCUGUGAGCAAGCGGUUGUCAAAAAAGUUCAUAGGCUCUUAAAUUGAUCUCCUUGGCUUAAUUUUGCUCUAUAUAGUUCUUAUAUCGUCGAUAUUUAGAGAUGCUUCGCAAUCGAAAUUAACUACCAGUUCUGGUGUCGUCAUGGUACAGACAAAGAAAGCCGUUUUACACUCGAAAAUCUAAGUUUCAAAACGCAAAUCUUCCUACAACUUACUUCAUGUUCUUUGUAAAGUCGGCAAGUGCGCACUCUGUCUCUGAAUAUUGUUGUUGUUGCUGCGGCUUCUCGUUUGCCCUGUAUUUGCUCCUCCCCGUUAAGUGUUAUUGCUGCUGUUGCAAGUAUUAUUUGGCGUAUUGUUUGUCGUUUCUUGGGGCCCUUGUUGAUUCUUUCUUCUGACUUCUAUUUCUUGCGAAACUCCUUAUGGACGAUCGCAUCAUUUCGUACAAUACGUUAUUCUUACUCAUUAUUGUCUGAUCUCAUAUUUUUCCUUCCACCCCACUUUCGAUAUGCUCACCCUCCCAAACAGCCAACGAUGAAUUGUUCGAAUCUCUUUUUUCCCUUGUACAACUGCUAGCACCAUCCUUCCGAAUUUCAAUUCAGUGCUGCCCACAGACUACCACCGUGUGAGGGGUCAGUGAGGAAGCAGUGAUUUGUGAUCCAGACUAGAGUGGUUCGAACACCACGUUGACCGCGUACUUGACCAUUUCAGCACGAGCUUGCAGAUCAUCUACUCCUCUUCAUUUGGAUCUUGGUGGUGUGACUCCUCGUCUUUGACUUGAGACGCUCCUUCCAAGUCCGGCCGCGGUGCCGCCCCGGUUAUCCAACAGCUGUUCUGCUUUCCUGUGUUCUGCUUUCCUGUGUCGCGUCAACUCCAGGUUACUCACUCACUCAUCCGUCGGCGCAGGGUAGUGGUGGGGUCUUCUACGCCCAAGAAGUCAACUUCGUGCAGAACUUGUGACACAGGCCGAUCAUUCAACUUCUUCUGUUUUCAAGGCACUAUAGAGCAUCCGUCGAUUUCGUUUAGCGUCUUAGCCGAAAAUGUCGUCGCACCGGGAUCGUUCACGUUCACCAAUCCAAAUCCGGGCGCCAUGCGAGCGCCGCGUCUAUGUAGCCAAUAUCCCGUUCGAUAUGAAAUGGACUGAGUUGAAGGAUCUAUUCAAACGUGAGUGUGGUGAGAACUCGGUAUCGUUCGUUCGCUACUUUGAGGACACGGAUGGCAAAUUCCGAGGUUGUGGUAUCGUCGAAUUUAAAGACUCCGAGGCGACAAAACGGGCUAUUGAGAAGCUUCACCGAUAUGAGCUAAAUGGACGAUUCCUUGUAGUCAAGGAAGAUUACGACGUUGAAAGGGAUUCGACGGGACGGGUGGUAACACGAAGACAACGUGAUCGAGACGGCGGACAUCGAGAUCGGAGUCCUCCUCGAAGAGAACGUUCUCCGCCGUCGAGAGACUAUGGGGGGCAUGGAGGACAUGGUGGCCAUGGGGGUUCGGGUGGCCCUGGUACUGGCGGGGUGUCCUUCAACACGUAUGGUCUCUCGCCCAAGUUUCUCGAUUCUCUUGGCAUCGAGCUACCACUCAGCAACAAGCUCUUCAUCGCUAAUCUCGACUAUAAGGUAACGAAAAGCGACUUGAAGCGCCUGUUUAAGCUGUGUGGCCGCGUACUUGAGGUGGAGCUAUACGUUGACAAGGACGGGAACUCAAAAGGCAACGCCACCGUCGAACUCGACCAUCCCAUAGAGGCUGUGCAAGCCAUCUCGAUGCUCAACCGCCAAGUCUUUAACACAUACGGUCUUUCGCCGAAAUUUCUCGAUUCCCUUGGAAUUGAUUUACCUUUAACAAACAAAUUGUUCGUUAGCAACCUUGACUAUAAGGUCACUAAGGCUGACUUGAAGCGCCUAUUUAAGAUAUGUGGCCGUGUGCUUGAGGUGAAUCUUUACAUGGACAAGGAUGGCAAUUCAAAGGGUAAUGCUACCGUCGAACUCGACCAUCCCAUAGAGGCCGUGCAGGCAAUCUCUAUGCUCAAUCGUCAAGUUUACCAGGGCCGUUCUCUCGCAAUUCGCAUGGAUCGCAAGGAGAACGAAGAGCUGAAGCUGCCAGCCGGUCUUGAAGGUCUCGGCAAGGGUCUAGGGCCUGGCGGAGUUGCCUUACGUCUACCGCGAGAUUUCGCUCCUGUAGGCAGCGCUCCAUUACCCCCGCCAACUCCAACACCUUCCCAGACGCCAGCGCCUCCGCCGGUGUUACCUGUUGCAGCUCUUGCUGCGCUUGGAGCUCUUGCAUAUCCGCAAGAUCCGGUAACAUUGGCGGCUUUGGCGAACGCGUUAGAUCCACGGGCAGCAUCACAUCAGGCUGGAGGAGGUAAUUUGUUUUCGAGUUCAAGUUCCAUCGUUACUGGUGGAAUAAUUGGCGGCGGUGUCAGCGGCGGACUUAGUGCUGGUAGCGGUAUGAACAGGAGUUCAGGAUCGCUUCGAAACGGCUCUAUAGGCGGCUCAAGUAGAUAUAACAAUGAUAGUGGGCUAGGGGGAUCUCAGAAAGGCAAAUACGCUGAUAAGGAUACUAAAUGGGGAUACUAAGUAUAGAACGCCUAUAGUUAUCUAUUAUCAUAAUUAUCAUAGUACAGUGUACAGUAUGGAGCUCGCCCAUUUUUCGUGGGCAUUAUUGUUAGCCAAUUAGUUUUUGAAUAACCAUUGAUUGGUUUAUUGUUAAAUACGGAAAAGCGAUGCGAUAGAGGCAAGCAAGUAGCAAAUCUUUACACCUCAAGGCAGAAUUACUUGACAAACUAAAAGUUACGAAGCAGUAGCUACAUGAACUUUGCGAGUUAUUGCGAUAUGUUUACCUAGGGUGGACCAAAGGGCACAAAAAUUCAAAUUGUCUCUGAGCGUUCGGUUGUUUUUUAUUGUGAUUGACAGCAGGUUAAUUAUUACAAUAGAGAGUUUAGUUGCGCUGGUAUAAAAAAGGUUUUCCUAUCUGUUACUCGAGAUCGCUGCCGAACAGAGUGGCCGUUUUUCAUUUUAGGCAGCGCCCACCAUUGGCUCUACAGAAGCUUUCUGUUGGUGACGAUGUACAUGAAACAGUAUCAUCUUUGUUCAUGCCACGUAGAAAUAGAGUGAAACGUCGAGAAAAUGGUUAAGGGAAUGAUAUUUAAGUCUGUAUUUUCCUGCUGAUCAGCGGCAUAAGAAUGCUGAAAAUAUGUAAUGUAUAUAUUUUGCUCAGUUCCAGUGUACCGAUAGACUUAGAAAUUCGAGGAUUGUUUGUGGAUAUACAACAACGCACAGAAGCCAGCACGGUCAUAUAUGUGUAGUUAUAUAAUUACCUAAAUGAAUUAUAUAUGUGCAACUACUGUGCCCUAAUGGGAAAGAAUUAGACAUUCGAAUGUUUUGUUAAAAACGUUCAUCGAAAAAAAUUAGUUAUUCAAAAUAAUUUGAAAUUAAGUAAAAGCAAAUAGUGAGCUUAAAUUAGAGAACAAGUGUGAUAAUCAUUCCAAAUGUGAAUGCACGAGCUCCGAGCGUUUCAGCUGCAUCUUUACUGCGUGGAAAUUAAUUAGGAAGCUUAUUUGAAUAUAAAAUUAUCUUGUGAAAAAUCAAUGGUAACUGUUAGUACUUGUGAAAAAAUAUAUAAUUAUACAUGUAUAAGUUUACUAAAUUAUUUUCUCAUUAAAAUUCAGGUUCUGUGAGACUAACUAAUGGUAUGCCAUGCGAGGAGUCGAACUUCACUAAAUUUGACAUAGACUGCUCUUAAUAGUGCUUAUUACGAGUAAUGAAAUUAGCCAUACGAUGUGGUCGAUAAACGACAACGUAAAUAUAAUCUAAUUGCACACGUACCAUUACUACCUUAGAUUGCUCUGCUGAAGAUAAAAAUAUGAAUCUAGUUGCAGCUUGUCUCAGGAAGACUUACAAAAAAGUUGCACAAAAAUAGCCAAGCAACACAUUAUUGAUUCUUCGACUGAUUAGUACCAUAUAUUAAAUAUUAAAUCCAGUAUUCAAAAAAACACCCGGUAAGAUGACCAUCUCUAUCAGAUUGAAACUUAAGAUUUUUCAUUUUUGCAGUCAAGAGAUAUUCUAAGCAUUUUAAUAAAAAUAGAACCUAAACGUUUGGCAUAAUGAAAGCUCUGCACCUGUUUUGAGUUUGCUCAUCGCGCUAGGUUACCUACCCAAUCUUUCAAAAUCGACUCACUUUCUAGGUAUUUCUGUGGAUAAGUGUUCUGUAAUAUAUCGAUUAAUACUUGAGCGUCAGAUGUCUAUGUUAUCUAUCUGUACGUAUACAUGUGGUAACGUAAACGGCACUAUCCAGUGACACAACUGAUUUUUGUACAAAAUUUUAUAAUAUUAUGCUUUUGUCUACGCAAAUUUAGUAUGUAGAAUGUACUUGUUAGCUAUAUAUCUAAAGAGGUGUGCUUUCAUACAGGUGUAUACAUUCAGCACUGUCUUGUGUGUACUUUAGUCAAACCGCGUAUGUUUGAUACUACGGAAAACGCACAACGCUUGUGGCGAGAAACACUGUUUGCUUAUUGUUUUAUUAUGUCAUGUUAUUAUAAAAUGAAUUGUCCACAAUAAUGACAAUUUAAUUAUUUCUUGUUUAGUAUUGUACUGUUCACGUAAUUUGUUGUUACCUUAUAGGGCCAACACAGAGAAAACAAGGUCAUCUGUGUUAUUUGCUCUUAUUAAAGCCAUUAGCAUAUCGCAUCAUGCUUCCGUUUGCUGUUACAAGCAUAUUUUGUGCUAUUCUUUAUAUUACACAAAAACUGCCGAAAGAUAUAAUGUUUCGAUUGAAUUCUAUCUUGGGCCGGAACUCGACACUCAACCGGGAUGAGGCUAGCUGUUAGGCUCAUUAUGAAGGUUAUCAAUUCCUCUUGCAGAUUGUUAACGUUUCCGAGAAUAGGUACCUGUCUGCAAUAAUUUCAAGAUAUCCCUCAUGUACUGUUUCCACCUCGGUCAAUGAUCAACAUUUAGUAAUGAACCGACUGUUAGGUUCUAUAUCAGUACGCAGUUCCGAUUCAGUAAUAAUUAGGUAGCUGACAACAUUUUGGCCGUAUCGGUUUGCAGUAUAUGUUAUAUAUACAUUCAGCACUCAUUACCUGUCAUCGCACGCUCUAUUCCCGACAUUGUUAGCACACAUUCUGCUUUCAAUUAAUUUGCAGUUGCUCUUCAUUUGAUUAAAGAGACUUUUUUGUAACUGCGUAAAAUUUAUGUUUGGGUGUCUUUGAUAACACUCAAAAUAUAUGAACGAAUUCAUGUCAAUGAAAGUGAAUGACAGGAGGUUUUCACUCGCAGAAAUGUUGAGAAAGUGACUGUGGAGCCACCGAUUUUCCGUGCAAAAAUUUUGUUUGUUGUUGGAUGUUGGAGCAACGAAUUGUCUGUCAGCUUCUUCAUUAAAAAUAAGGGUAUACUAUUAUAGUUUAUUAAAUAAAUCCCUUCUCUUGUUGGGAUUGUUGUAUAUACUGCGCGAGACACACAUCGCUUAUAUUCUAUUUAAUAUUAUCUUAAAUCUGCGGUAUUUACUUAGUGUAGCGACUAUCAUUGCUACGACUAUUACUAUUAUGAUCAUUACUUAUUACAGAAAGCAAAGGUCGUCAUUUCACCAGCAAGAGACUAAUGUUCGUUUAGAUAAACACACGAGCACGCACUCCAGUCUACACACUUGUAUCUAUAUGUAGAGGGCCUAUAGGAUAUAGCACCAAAAAUCGUCGCCGUCUAAAUAUCAAAAAACUAUGUUGAAAGCAUAAUUCAGUUGAUAUAAUGUUAGUGUAGUAAUGAAUUAGCGUAAUGACUGAACAUAAUAUGUCUGCAUGAUGAAGUAUGGCUAACCUACUUUUUUGGUGUUUACCUAAAUACAGUUUGGGAUGCUUCGAUAUAGUGCGAAUGACAGAAAUAACAAUGACAACGUAAUGGUAAGUUAGGUUCAGUAUUAGCAUUGGCUUUUGCUUGACGUAACAGUGUGUAUUCACGGCUGUGCACUUGAUUUCCUCAUGACCAUACUUAACAUUAUUAUUAUUAUAUCAUUAAUAAAUAGUAUAUCUAUUUUUCCUUACGCCGGUUCGCGUUGAAUGGAACGGUUUUCGCCAUACCUGUAUACACAGGUUAUUGCUAAAUUGCAAUGGUAAAAUUUGAUGUACGCUCCGUUAGCUAUGAUGAACAAGCGAAAAAUAAUGAAUGUGCCUUUUAGUUUCUAGUUUACAGGACGUCGACAGUGAAUUUCACUUUUUUUUUCAAAUAAAUCGCUUAGUCUUCCCUUCUGAUCAUAAGAUUUAACAGGCGAUUGGAUGUAUCAAAAAAAAAAAAAAA
Messenger RNA from Varroa destructor (honeybee mite), 6367 nucleotides. Its product is annotated as myelin expression factor 2-like. Gene Ontology annotation, cellular component: cytoplasm; ribonucleoprotein complex; nucleus. Lineage: Eukaryota; Metazoa; Arthropoda; Arachnida; Mesostigmata; Varroidae. The record is from RefSeq and is a predicted model, not a curated record. Gene Ontology annotation, molecular function: mRNA binding.